AUGCCUAAAGUAGUGUCUCGGUCGGUUGUCUGCUCCGAUACCCGGGACCGCGAGGAAUAUGAUGAUGGUGAGAAGCCCCUCCACGUCUACUACUGUUUGUGUGGCCAGAUGGUCCUGGUGCUGGAUUGUCAGUUAGAGAAGUUGCCCAUGAGGCCUCGCGACCGAUCCCGUGUGAUUGAUGCUGCUAAGCAUGCUCACAAAUUUUGUAAUACAGAAGAUGAGGAGACUGUGUAUCUUCGAAGGCCUGAAGGCAUUGAACGACAAUACAGGAAGAAGUGUGCCAAGUGUGGACUACCUCUCUUCUACCAGUCCCAGCCGAAGAAUGCCCCUGUGACCUUCAUCGUGGAUGGAGCAGUAGUGAAAUUUGGUCAGGGUUUUGGGAAAACAAAUAUAUAUACUCAGAAACAAGAGCCUCCAAAGAAGGUGAUGAUGACCAAACGGACCAAAGACAUGGGGAAGUUCAGCUCUGUCACCGUGUCUACCAUUGAUGAAGAGGAAGAGGAGAUUGAGGCUAGGGAAGUUGCUGACUCCUAUGCACAGAAUGCCAAAGUGAUUGAAAAACAGCUGGAGCGCAAAGGCAUGAGCAAGAGACGACUGCAAGAGCUGGCUGAACUGGAAGCCAAGAAAGCUAAAAUGAAGGGGACCUUGAUUGACAACCAGUUCAAAUGACCAAAGCUUUUCUUUGAGCCCAGACGGAGGCAAGCAUUUAGAUCAAGAAGAAAAAUAACUUCUUGAUUACAUGGACUGGUUUCUGUUUAUUCCCUAGGAGGAGUCUUUAUUUUGCUUCCCAUUGAUUCUCUUGCAUUCAGUGAGGUCUUUGAGUCCAUUUGACCUGCUUUCUAAGAGAUGGAUGUUUCUAAGUCUUUA
Messenger RNA from Urocitellus parryii (Arctic ground squirrel), 867 nucleotides. Its product is annotated as STING ER exit protein. The record is from RefSeq and is a predicted model, not a curated record. Gene Ontology annotation, biological process: endoplasmic reticulum to Golgi vesicle-mediated transport; endoplasmic reticulum membrane organization. Lineage: Eukaryota; Metazoa; Chordata; Mammalia; Rodentia; Sciuridae.